Ctenopharyngodon idella (grass carp) is the source of this 2807-nucleotide messenger RNA. Its product is annotated as PKc_LIMK_like_unk domain-containing protein. The transcript has 10 exons. Gene Ontology annotation, cellular component: nucleus; cytoplasm. NCBI's taxonomy places the organism in Eukaryota, Metazoa, Chordata, Actinopteri, Cypriniformes, Xenocyprididae. Gene Ontology annotation, biological process: actin cytoskeleton organization; protein phosphorylation. The record is from RefSeq and is a predicted model, not a curated record. The coding region runs from base 367 to 1353 and encodes 328 amino acids. Gene Ontology annotation, molecular function: protein serine/threonine kinase activity; ATP binding.
ACAAUUAUGACGUCAUGGCAACUGGCUCCCACUACACACAACCCAUUAAACAUGUAUUUAUCAUCUAGGUUAGACUGCUUUAAACCCCGUCGAGCAGCUGUAAGUCUUAAGGAGGGCGGUUUCGUUGUAUUUGAGGAUAGUCGGGUUGAGUGACGGUAAAUGGACUCAUCCAAGAAGCGCAAGCGAUGCCACCGGUUCGUCUCUCACUAGAACUUAUUUGGGGUUUGUAGUCGAUUUUAUUUGAUCGCUGAGCAAUCAAUAAGCAACAGCGGAGGUGAAGACGCCGGGGUGCUUUUUACUCUUGUCAUACUUCCCAGCUUGUCUGUGUUUUGAGCUCAGGCGGACCACCUCUCCACCCACCUCAAGAUGCACAUGAAUAGCUUAUUAAACCAGUGCACGGAGAUCUCCAGGAUGUGUGAGGUGGACGUUUCAUCUGAGCCCACCAGCCCAACGCUGUAUAGAGAGUCUUCUGAUACAUACUGUCAUGUGGACCGCUGGCAGAAGCUACGCACGGCCGUCCGCAAGCUAGAAUUCUGGGAAAACUUUACACAUGAGCUGGUUGGCAGUGGCUUCUUCUCAAAGGUUUACAAGGUGAUCCACAACACCACACGGAAGGUGAUGGUAGUAAAGAUCUAUAAGAAUGAUGUUGAUCAGGACAGCAUUGUAAGAGAAAUCAGCCUUCUGCAGAAACUCUCACACCCCAACAUAGUGAGGUAUCUGGGUAUUUGUGUCAAAGAGGACAAGUUGUACCCAAUUCUGGAGUAUGUUAGUGGAGGAUGUUUAGAGGAGCUGUUGGCCAGGAAAGAUGUGCCUCUGUGCUGGAGAGAGAAAGUUGACCUGGCCUCUGACAUCACCAGAGGGAUGAUUUACCUCCACUACAAGAACAUCUAUCACAGAGAUCUGAACUCUAAGAACUGUCUAAUAAGGGUGACCGCAAGGGGCAGAGAAGCGCUGGUGACUGAUUUUGGUUUGGCUCGAGAGGUAGUGGAACUUCCUGCAAAGGACAGGAAGCUUUCACUCGUAGGCUCCGCCUUCUGGAUGGCCCCUGAGAUGCUGCGCGGGGAGCCCUACGACCGCAAGGUGGAUGUGUUCUCUUUUGGAAUUGUUCUGUGUGAAAUUCUGGCUAGGAUCCCAGCAGACCCAGAAAUCCUUCCAAGAACACAGGAUUACGGCCUGGAUGUGUCAGCAUUCAGGAAAAUGGUCAGCGGGUGUCCUCAGCGUCUUUUGGAGCUGGCAGCCAGCUGCUGUCUGAUAGAGGCUUUCCGAAGACCCUCUUUCACAGAGCUUCAAGACGAGUUGGGUGAAAUUUCGGAGACUUUGGAGACUCCUGGCCCUGAUCUCACCACAGGCUGAUCUGCGGCACGUCCUCUGGUAUCCCAUCAGCCCUGCAAAUGGACUUAGACUUAAGCACAAUGACAAAUGCAGCAGAACUGCAGAUUCCUCUCUGGGCUGUUUGCAUUGAAAGAGCAAAUCAAGGAAAAGGUCACUAUUUAUUAUGAACGUUCUGCAAGUAACAGAUGGCCUACAGUUCAACUCAGCACAGCUGUACAUGGUAUACUAUUAUUAUAUAUUGCACAGUAAAUACUAAGAGAAAUGUUGUAUCAGGUUCCAGCUAAAGUGUUUAGCUGUUUGCAGUGUCAUUUACAAAGCUACAGUUUUUCAAACAAAUUGCCAUUUCUGUUUUGCAUAUUUUAUAUCUAAAAACAACCCUAAGUUAGGUUCUGAGGCUUAAGAUAACCAAUAAUAAAAGGACUAAUUUGAGGGUCAGAAAUUUUAAAUAACCAAAUAAUAUUUUCAUAGGCUUCAGUAAAUCUAUACAUGAUCCGUUUAAAUUAAAUUGUACAUGAGAAAGUGAUUUUAUAAGUAUUUUGGUACCAGUUGCCCUAAAAGAAAAAAAGGUGCAUUUGUAUUGCUGACUUAUAAAAGCGAUAUAUUUGAAUAGUGAAGCGUGUUACUUUCUUUAUAAGCAAUUUAUACAGAAGCAAGCACUCAUCACUUGUCUUUUUUUUGCCUCCACUGUGAGCUGAGCUACUGAUCUUUGGAAAUUCUCCAUUGAACUCACCAGCCACCACAGGAUGAGGCCCAUUUCCUGCCUUAAAGGACUUCUGUGUUGCUGUUCUCGUUUAGGCCGAGUGUUUGAAGAACCUUAUCAUUUUUUUUUGUUUGCAACAUCCAAACAAAGCUUGUGUUCAUUUUAAUUUGCUUAUUUGCCAUGUGUUGCGAAUUUCAGUCCUCACAUAUACAUCAGAAGUGUGAGAUGGCACUAAGCCAGCUCCAGUUAACAGUGAUACCAAAGACUUGACAUUUCUCUUAAAUCAAGUCUUAACAUAAUAUGGUCACAUGGGCUGUAACUGAAUAAGUAAUGUGUGAUCAAAUCUUUCCCAAGACCAUCUAGAUCUUGCACAAUUUAAAAAAAAAAAAAAAGACAUUUUGAAAUCAAUAUACCUAACAAACACUGUUGAAUUGUUUUCGUUCAUAUUUUUCUUGGUAUUUGUGUUUUUAAUAUUUAUAUAUAAGUUCUGCUUGGCUGAUAUUUCAGUUUAUUUCAUAUUUCAGGUGCCUGUGAUUUGCCUCUUAAACAUUGUUCAAGUUAACUUUAACAAGAUCUACAGUCUGUGCCUCAUAAAGGAAGCUUGAGUUCUUGAGAAACUUGUGGCGAGAACCACGUCAUGCUAAACUCAUAUCUCUGAUGUCUGUAUAGUCGGAAUCUUUCUUGUUUUCUUGUUUUUGUAAUACAUGGUGUAUAAAGAGGAAAUGAAGCAUAUGUGAAUGGUGUGUAUUUUUCAAAUAAAGCCAUUGAAAAUUUA